CCUCAGCAGAAGAAACCAUUGACAAGAUCUCCACAGAGGAAGAGACGCUCAUCCACCAGAGGAGAAGAAUAACAUCUUGUAUAUUGAUACUUCAGUUAUUCCACCAAAGAUCAAAAUGGAUUUUGAGCCAAUCAAUGAAAUUCAGAUCUCGGUCAGUGAGGAAGAAGAAAUUCAGCUUAAUAAUGAUGGCUUCACCAGAGUUGAUGGAAACCUCAACAGUGGUACAACAGGGCCUGAUGUGUUCCUGUGGUACAAAAAAGGGGGCAAUAACCCUGUCACCAGAAUCCAGUCUUCAUACAGAAUAGAGAUGAAUGAAGGUCUUACAGCCUCUGGCUUCACCAGUGUUGAUAAAAACAUAAAUACCACAGGUCAUCCCAUUAAACUGUUCUACAAGAGUGACCCCAUUGCACAAGACUUUUGGAUUGUGGACCUGAAGGUGACCACCAGACAGCGGGAGCAGGCAGCGUUGUUUCUAUCUGGCAUAUGGGAGCGUCUGGGCUGCAAUCUGAACCGCAACAAUGGUGGAGAUCCGGUUUACAUCUGGGUGAGGAGGAGGGAAAAAACCUAUAUCUGUGACAUCACAGCUACUGUUGGUUUCAACAGCGACAUACAUCUCUUUAAUGAAGGAUACAUCCGUAUGGAUGAGGACACCAACCAAGGAGGGCCUGACCGUGCUGCAGUGUUUAUCUGGUACCGUCGUUCUAAUGAUUACACUCAGGGCAUCACUGGCUUCCAGGUUUCUGUCAAUGAUGAAGAAAAAGUCGGCUUCACAAAGGUUGAUACCGACCUCAAUUUUGGCACCACAGAAAAUCGUGUGUAUCUGUGGUACAACAGAGAACACCCUGCAGGAGGUCAUGCUGUCCAGCAAUUCCUUGUGUUAGUCGGUGAUGAUGCUCGAAUGGCUUUCCAAAGGCGUGACAUUGGUGUUCUGAAAGUAAAUCUUAAUCAUGGAAUUUCUGGUGGUGUUCCCCUUUAUAUCACAUAUAACACUUUACGUCACAGACGCCAGUAACGACUGAGAUCUUCUGAAAUCUCUACACUGCGUAUCAGUGAGAGUCGUAGUCUCGGGCUCUGUAGCUCCUUCAGUAACCAGCUUCAGCUUCCCUGCUUCCUGCUCUCCCACCAGUAACGACUGAGAUCUUCUGAAAUCUCUACACUGCGUAUCAGUGAGAGUCGUAGUCUCGGGCUCUGUAGCUCCUUCAGUAACCAGCUUCAGCUUCCCUGCUUCCUGCUCUCCCACCAGUAACGACUGAGAUCUUCUGAAUGACGUACGUCGUCCAGUAAUAAUCAGAGGUGGUAUCAGGUUAAAGUCUGAGUGUGAUCAGUGUAUCUGAGUGUGUUCAGCUCAUCCUCUGCAUUUCUCUCCUUUCUCUGAUUAAAGCUCAUAUAACCCUG
Molecule: messenger RNA, 1395 nt
Organism: Pygocentrus nattereri (red-bellied piranha)
Lineage: Eukaryota; Metazoa; Chordata; Actinopteri; Characiformes; Serrasalmidae
Exons: 2
Coding region: 116-1012 (298 amino acids)
Source: RefSeq, a predicted model, not a curated record